AUGGUCCCCAAAAUCAGCAACAAGGAACGGUACGUCCUGCACUACCGGAACCUACAACAGUAUAUAUCUCUUGGAAUGCGCCUGACAAAGGUUCACCGGGCCCUUCGAAUCGACCAGAGCCCUUGGAUGGAACCCUAUAUCAGGAUGAAUACCAAGCUCCGAAAAACGGCGAGUAAAUUCGAGAAGGACCUAUACAAGCUGAUGAUCAACUCGGUAUUCGGAAAAACUAUGGAGAACCUUUGGAAGCGUGUGGACAUCAAGCUGGUACGCUCUGGAAAAGACGACAAGCUCCGACGCUUGAUAGCCAGCCCGUGCUUCGCACGGGCAAACAUAUUUGAUGAUGACCUCGCAGCGGUUCAGACGCACAAGACCCGGCUAGUCCUAACCCAACCUAUCUACGUGGGCAUGAGCAUUCUAGAUCUAUCAAAGCACCUGAUGUACGACUUCUACUACCACCACAUGAAGUCCCAGUACGGAGACGUCACCUCAGAUUACCCCCAAGACCACCCACUGCACAGCGAAGCAAAUGUGAAGGUCUUGGGGAAAAUAAAGGACGAGUGCGCGGGGCGCCCAAUCGCCGAAUACAUAGGUCUGCGACCCAAGAUGUACUCCAUUCUGAAGACCGGCGGAGCCAACAUAAAGAAGGCCAAGGGCGUGAAAAAAGGAGUUGUGGAAAAGCGCAUCCGCCAUAAGCAGUACCAAGAGGCCCUCUUCAAGAAGAAGAUCUUCCGCCACGGUAUGGGCGUUGUUACGGUAAUGAAAACAGCAACAGAAAACAGACUCAGUGACUCAAUAUUACAAUGUAAACAAUGGCUUUAUAUAUAA
This is a messenger RNA of Liolophura sinensis, 825 nucleotides long. RefSeq lists its product as uncharacterized. The record is from RefSeq and is a predicted model, not a curated record. The coding region runs from base 1 to 825 and encodes 274 amino acids. The transcript has a single exon. Lineage: Eukaryota; Metazoa; Mollusca; Polyplacophora; Chitonida; Chitonidae.